This is a messenger RNA of Pieris brassicae (large cabbage white), 1398 nucleotides long. It is a transcript of the gene Elp5, whose product is annotated as elongator complex protein 5. Gene Ontology annotation, cellular component: cytosol; nucleus; elongator holoenzyme complex. The record is from RefSeq and is a predicted model, not a curated record. The coding region runs from base 316 to 1062 and encodes 248 amino acids. Gene Ontology annotation, biological process: tRNA wobble uridine modification. Gene Ontology annotation, molecular function: tRNA binding. The transcript has 2 exons. NCBI's taxonomy places the organism in Eukaryota, Metazoa, Arthropoda, Insecta, Lepidoptera, Pieridae.
UUGGUACCACAUGUUACCACUAGUGGCCAGAUACUUUGCGUGAUGCCUGUCAUUUCCCAACAAUCCCAACAUGACAGUCGCUUUAAAGAAUUGCACCAUUGCCCAUGCCAGCAUCUAUUUGAUGAGGGCAUCCCAUCCCUAGACUAGGGGUACAUCGCCGAGACCAUCUGGCAACACUUUUGUUUUAUUCCAUGAGAUUCCGGUAGUGUGGACCAUAGGAAUUAGUACUGUAGUGCAAACUGCAAUGGCUUUCUAGUCUGUGCCGCAAAUUUAUUAAAGUUUCUAAUUUUAAUGUUCUUACCAUAAAAUUAUAAAAUGACAUUAUUUAAACUGAAAUCGGCUACAACAAUACUUAUUGAAGAAGAUAACAAUAAAAACUGCUUACCACUCCUAUAUGAACUAGUAAAAGAUGAUAACAACGUGAACAUGUUUUGCUUUGAUCAGCCAGUUUCUGCUUGGAAAGGAAUUUUUAUGAACAAACAUAUUAAUUGUUAUAAAGAAGUACCAACAAAUUUUGUAACUCUAAAGAAAAAUACAACUUUAAUAAUUGAUUCGGUCAAUCAAAUGGCUCUUACAGUAGGUUGGAAUAAAUGUCUUAAACAGUUAAGAGAUUUCCAGCUUAACCUUAACGUGACUAAACUGGUUUUAAUAUUACACAGAGAUUGCAUUUUACUUAAUUCAAAGCUCAAAAUUAAUUUGAUUCAUAUGACUCAUGCAAUUGUAAGUUUCUAUCCAAAACAUAACAAUAAACUCAGCAUACAAAUAAAGAAAGCAGGUAAAUUUAUUAAGAGUGAUGAAACUUAUUGUUAUGAUUCAAAAAUAGGCUGUGUAAAAUUAACACCAAUAAUCAAACUAAGUAAGAAAGAUGAAGUAGAGAAGGUUGCUCCAGCUAACUUAACUACAUUCAAAAUUGAGACAGAUCAAAUAUCACAAUUAGAGAAAAAUAAAUUGAAGUUACCAUAUAUGAGUAAAAUAAAUGAAGGUCAAGGAAGAGUGUUUUAUGAACCUGAUGCAGUUGAUGACUGGGAUGAUGAAGAUCCAGAUGAUGAUCUAGAUAUAUAAACACAUUUUUGUUAUGAUUGUAUUGAGAAUUGAAAGUGAAUGAAAAAAGGAUUCUGGUUUAAAGGGAACUUUAAACUUAUCACCUAUACAUUACCUGCGAAUAGACCCAGCCUAAAUUGGUACAAAUCAGCCUUCCUUUACUUAUUACAUUUAAAGUAUAUUUGUGACUAGCCAGAUAACCCUUUUUAAAAUUGUAUUAUUUAGAAUUAAUCUUUACAUAUAUGACCAGCUGAUCUUGUAAUGUCGAACUCAUAUACAUCCAUCUAAACUUUUGCUUUAAUAAUUAUAAGUAGCACAAAAUACAAAGAAGAAAAAUAAAACAUCAUCUACAAAGAA